AUGAGUCUUCGUCUGGUGCUGCUGCUGACACUGGUCGAAGGCCGAAUGCGUCCAGCCCCUCCGCAGGACCUGAGCCUUGGACCUGGUUAUCUGGACUCCCUUCUGCUCUCACACGAGGGUGUACGCAGGGAGACCUAUUGGUCUGGCACUGCUUUCCCCAGAUCUUGCGAGAGCACAGGUGCGAACUAUGGCUUGCCGGGAGAAGAUCUGCCUUGGUCUCGGGGGCGCAGCGUUUUUCGUAGCUAUGUGGCCUCGGACGCCCCAAACUCGGAAGAGCAGGAAGAGAUGUCGAAGCUUGCGUGGGAUCUGUCCCGCUGCUGGUGCACCUGCGGAUCCUGCAGUGAGCUACUCCAAGUGUGCCCUUUGGGUGCGCUGACAGCUUUGAACCUGAUGCGCGUAACAUCCUCCGUGAACGUGCCCUCCAGAGUUGCCUCCUUUGUGAACACUGUGAGCGUUUGCUCCCACAUGGAUCCCUACGUCCUUAUGACGAAGGUCUCCCAUUGGCCCGAGCUCCUGCUUUCCAGCUGGCCGAUCUUUGGAUCCAUCUUCCGCCUUUCCGUACAGGUGCUGCAUGAUGGACUGCACGAAGGCCACCUUGAUGGCAUCUUUGCCGCACAAGUCGAACAAGCCCCGGCGGAAUGGAAAGUCCAUGGCCGGACCUGGGUGGCGGCCGAAAGCUUCUGCGAGCUUCUGGGCUUCCGUCCCACAGAGCAGAGCUGCCCGUUACUGCUGGCAUCGGUGCUGGUGAGGCAGGCCCUGAUGCUGGCGCGCUCCACGGAGAGCCAAGCUAUUGAUGCGAUUGAGACGCUGGUUGGCCGUGCACAGGUGCUGGUGCACAGCGUGCUACCAUUAGUUCCUGGUGUGAACGAGUGCAUGAAAUCGCAAAACCUCUUUUUGGGCUUGAGCCUGUUGCCGGAAGGGCGGAAUAUGUUUAAAGACCUCAUGGAGCUGCAAAAUCUCCUGGAAGGCUGGCUGUAUAUCUUACCCGACACUGCGGAAACAACUUUAAGUCCAAAGCGAAGCUCUGCGAUUUGCCCGGCAGCGCGCGGGGCGCGUUGGCAGGGUGAAUGGCUCCUGGAAACUGACUUCCUGAAGGAUUUUGAGUCCCAGCUGAGCUAUGAGUCGCUCCAGCAUGAGCACCUGAGAGCCCCGGCUGGGGCGCCCAAGCCUCCCAAACCAGGUCAGCGGCAGGCAUGGGUUUGCACGCUCUUUGCUGGCCCGGAAGUACCGGAAAGCCAGGUGGCCCUCCACGCCGAACUCAUCCGCACCCUGGCCUACUCUGUGCGCCGGCACUCCUGGCACUCACGCCCUUUCGUGGUGCUUACCGAGGCCAGUAUCCCGGAUUUCAUUCUGCAAGAGCUCCUGGCCGACGGAUUGCUCAUCGAGUACUUCGAUGCUUCACCCUUGCUCAUGCAGGUGCCGCAAGACUUCGAAUGGAAGCUGAGCUGGUUCUCAGGUCGUGGGCUGACUCCUACCAUGGGACAGCUGGCCGUAUGGAAUUUGACUGGGUGGGACACCCUCGUCAUGCUGGAUGAUGAUAUGCUGAUGCUAAAGCCGGCGGAUGAGCUCUUUAGCAUCCCGGUCUUCGCCAUGUCCCACGACCCGACACCCAUCGGUCAUGCGUUGGACGAUGGCGGGCAGAGGACUCGGCUAAACAAUGCUGCCCGAGUCGUACAGCCGUCUGCAAAGGUCUUCAACACCAUGGUCGCAGAAUUGCAGUCAGGCAUGUACAAAGAUCAUCCUCUCGUCAACUUCUGGGGGUAUGACCUGCAGACACUGGAAGAUGCGUUUUGGAGCCGUCGCAGUCGUCGAAGUGGCCUUGCUACCUUCGAUGACACAAAAUCCUUCCAGGGCUGCACCAUUGCUCGACCCGGCCUCGCACGCAAAAAGCAGCAAAGCCUUGCGGACGCCCUCCCCGACGAGGCAGAAGCACGUCGACUCCGGGAAUUUGAGGCGAUCGAUCCGAAGGAGGAGGUUCACUGCGUGCUCCCGGCAGACUACAACUUCUUCGUGGAUUUCGUGAGCGUCUUCCAUCUGGUUUACUACUCCAUCUCUCAGGAAGAGCUUGGGAGCUGGAGCACGCGGCAGCUCAUGCGUGAGCGGAGGCGCCAGUAUCCCGACAUCGACAACUCGUGCUUGAUGGACUGGCACAGCUUGUCGCAUCGCGAACAGCGCCCGAACGAGACGGCGACUGGGCAGGAAGUUGAGCGCGGACGGCCCUGCCUUCGUUGUGCAUGGGCCGCAGAGCCCGGUGGGAAGGACCAGGAAGACGUUGUUUUGCUGCUCGUGGCGCUGUGCUUUCACCGAGCACGGCUGGCCUUCCUCCAAGCAGAAGAGCAGCCUGUCGAGAGCACCAGCGACACAGGCAACGACCUCGACCUCAGCUCAGAGCGGGAAGUGCUUCCCGCCGAGGUGGUUCCUGAACGUUAUGAUCUGCACCUGGAACUGGACCCAGAGCACUUGGACACAUUCUCCGGUGAGGUUACAAUUACGCUGGAAGUGACCAGUGAGACACCUUUCAUCACUCUUAAUGCGCGUGCGCUGUCCAUCGACAUGAAGUCUGUGGUUUUUAGGCAACUGGGCUCGGAUGCCGUACAGGCACCUGUGGAUACUGCGGAGGAUGCAGAGCUCGAGCGCGUAAGUUUCCACUUCAGCGAGAACCUCCCUUUGGGCCUGGCAACUCUGCAGCUGAGCUACACAGGUCAGCUGGGCCAGGACAUGGCGGGUUUGUACACCAGCAGAUACAAGAGCCUGCAUGGCUGGAAGUCAAUGGCGCUGACUCAGUUCGAAGCAGUUGAUGCCCGGCGCAUGUUCCCGUGCUGGGAUGAGCCGAGCAAGAAGGCUAUUUUCGGCCUCAGCGUCAGCAUUCCGUCGGCGCUCUUUGCCGUGUCCAACAUGCCCAGCGCGUCCGAGACGACAAUCAGCCGGAAGAAAAACAGGAUCACCUUUCUGGAUACCCCGCGAAUGUCCAGCUACCUACUGGCACUCGCCGUCGGCCGAUUUGAUUCCAUACGGGCGCAGACGGAGAGCGGGACACUGAUCCGUGUCCUGACCGUCCCGGGUCAAGCCGACUUGGGAGAGUUUGCGCUGGACAUUGCGCGAAGGAGUUUGGUCUACUACGAGAGCUAUUUCGACGUUCCCUACCCCUUGCCGAAGUUGGACAUGCUUGCUGCUCCGGACUUUGCUGCCGGAGCUAUGGAAAAUUGGGGGCUGGCGAUUUUCAGGGAGGUAGACCUGCUUUGCAACAUCUCUACCGUGGGCGUGUCACGGAAAGUGCGGAUCGCGACGGUGGUUGCCCACGAGCUGUCACAUAUGUGGUUUGGGAACCUGGUAACAAUGGAGUGGUGGGAGCAGCUCUGGCUGAACGAAGGCUUUGCCAACUGGAUGCAGACCCAUUCUGUGAACAUGCUCUUUCCGGAGUGGCACAUGUGGGAGCAGUAUGUGGUGCAGGAGCAGAGCCGGGCAUUGAGUCUCGAUGCCCUGAGGAGCUCCCACCCCAUCGAGGUGCCGAUCCGCAACGCGAAGGAGGUAGAUGAGGUGUUCGACGCCAUUUCCUACUGCAAGGGCGGAUCCAUCGUCCGGAUGCUGAGUGGAGUGCUGGGUCAUGAAAACUUUCGAAAAGGCCUGGGUCUUUACAUGAAGCGCUUCGCGUACAAGAACACGGCCUCAUCGGACUUGUGGAAAUGCUGGGAAGAGGUGUCGGGGAUUCAACUGCCGGAGAUGAUGGACUCCUGGACACGACAGCAGGGAUUUCCACUGCUCAUCGUGAACGAGUCGCAGGACUCCGGUGUCAGAGGCGCGCGGAAGCUCAGCGUGAAGCAGCAAUGGUUUCUGGCAGAUGGCAGUGCUCAGCCUGGAGAUGGCGACAAGCUUUGGCAAAUCCCCUUGCUACCUGGGCCCCUCAAGGACGUCACCCAAAAGGGCAAGCAAGCGCUCCCCCUGCUCGACAAGAAGUCGGACACCUGGGAUGUUCCUGCAAGUGCAGGGGCCUGGAUCAAGUUUAACUUCGGCCAGCUUGCCCCGUACCGCGUGCUUUAUGCCAGCCCGGCUUUGAGGUCGCAGCUUUCUAAGGCGGUUCGCUCCGGAGAGGCCUCGGCAGUCGACCGAAUAGGCUUGCUCAUGGAUGCCAUGGCCUUUGCGAAGCAGGGCCAGCAACCCAUCCAUGAGCUGCUACGCCUUCUGGCUGCUUUCAAAGGUGAGAAGAUGACGCACGUGUGGGAGGCCCUGGCCAGUGUUCUGGGAACCUUGUACCGGACGGUGUCUGCAAUCCAGAGCAGCGAGUAUACCCUGGCCCUCCAGCAGGCCGUGGGGAACGGUCUCCUUCGCGAUGCUCUUGUGCAGACCGGCUGGUCCCCUUCGGAGCAUGAUAGCGACCUGGUCCGGCAAAAGCGAGCGCUAGUGCUCGCCCUGGUCGCACGCUACAUGCCGCAGGACAAGGAGGUCCGUAAAGAGGCACAGAAAAAGUUCGAUGCCUGGUUCCAGGCACCGACCCUGGCGCUGAAGCAAAGCCUUCUGCCAGACGAUCUGAAGACCUCUGUGUUCAGAAUUGUGCUUACCAAUGCCAACGGCAACGCGCAAUACCAAGCCCUUCGUCGCUACGUGAAGGGAUCAGAGACGCCGCAAGCUGUACGCCUCAGUAUCUACAAAGCGCUGGGGGCGGCCCCGCGGAAAGAUUUGCGAAUGAAGACGCUGGACAUGGCGAUGGGAGGUCGCAAUGGAGUCCGACUGCAGGACAUCAUGUAUCCAAUACAGGGAGUCGCCGCCAUGGAUCGGGAGGGUGCGCAGAUUGCGUGGCGCUGGUUCCUGCAGCGUCGCCGUGCCAUCACCGGUCGCCUUCGAGGUGCCAACGUGCGCCUCUUGGGCUCUGUGAUAGAAUGCGCCGCUGGGGCGCUGCCGGACAAGUCUCACGCCAACGCCGUUGAGGCUCUUUUUGAACAGCAUCCGGUGCCUGGGUUAGAGCGCAGCAUCGCGCAGCUGGUGGAGGCGAUACGCACAGAAGCCAAGUUCGUUGCGCGGAUGGAGGAUGAGAUGAGCCGACCAGAAAUGAAAGAUGUCUUAGAAGCUUUUCAGGAGUGA
Messenger RNA from Symbiodinium sp. CCMP2592, 5076 nucleotides. The record is from the annotation of a GenBank genome assembly. NCBI's taxonomy places the organism in Eukaryota, Dinophyceae, Suessiales, Symbiodiniaceae.